Molecule: messenger RNA, 8767 nt
Organism: Austrofundulus limnaeus
Lineage: Eukaryota; Metazoa; Chordata; Actinopteri; Cyprinodontiformes; Rivulidae
Product: protein ELFN1
Exons: 6
Coding region: 843-3485 (880 amino acids)
Cellular component (GO): plasma membrane
Molecular function (GO): protein binding
Source: RefSeq, a predicted model, not a curated record
AGAGAGAGAGAGAGAGAGAGAGAGAGCAGGGAGGAGGGGAAGCGGAGCCUGACGCAGUGAGAAGCAGCGGUGAGGCGGCAGAACAUCACAUCAGACGCCGUUUUGCAUCCCCCACCUCCCUCCCCCCUUUCCUAAAAAUCAUAAAUAAAUAAAAAGAAUGCUGACGCGGGGGGGUCACAUCAAGAGCCACGCCAUGGCCACAGCUCUUCUCUGAGAGGAGACAGGAGCUGGGGACAAACCAGAGGCGGACAGAGAGAGGACGAGAGAGAGAAAAUUGACUCCCAUCGCAAAAACAGAACCUGCCGGAGGCACCGUGCGUUCAGGASCCGCGUCUUCCUGAGCAUCUGGAGCAGUGAGACCGAAGGCUCAGCUGGUUCAGAGAAGACCUCCAUCUGCAAAGGGACACGUUCUCACGUUAGGUACGGAGCAACAAGCAGCGAGGAAGAAUGAGAAGAGCUGCUUGUCAAAUCAAGGAAACGGAUGGCCACAGAAGACACGAUCACCAAUCUGGCGCCAGGACAAAUUCAAAUUGCCAAUUUAUACAUGAAAUAUACAAUGUGACCCAAAAUUAAUCUAUUAAUGUUGUUAAGGUUGAGACACAUACUGCCAGUCAAGUGCCAUAUCCCAAUCCUGCUACCACUCCUCCUUCGGUUUUCUCCGAUUUCUUCAUUUUAACACAGCUGAGAAAGUGAAACUCACUCAUGUUGUAUGUAAAAACAGUCAGAGCAACUGUUCCUUAAAACGUUACGAGGUAAAACAAGUUCUUGUUCCAUUUCCAAUGGCUCAAGCAGCGAGCACCGAUGAAGACUGAAUAAGYGAAAAUCUUUGGCUGGCUCUCUCCAAUGGAUAUUGCAGCAACAUCCCAAAUGGCUCAGAGUACAGGGCGGCUGAGGCGUAAGACGGCUGGAGGUUCUUCAUCAGGGAUCUUAUCCACGGCCAGCUCCUUCCUGUGUUGGCUCGUCCUGCUGUCAGUGCUGCGUUUGCCAAUGGUAACAGCUGACUGUUGGCUUAUCGAAGGGGAGAAAGGCUUUGUGUGGCUGGCUAUCUGCAGCAUGAACCAGCCCCCCUUUGAGGCCAUCCCCACCCAUAUGAACAGCACUAUAAUUGAUCUACGGCUGAACGAGAACAAGAUACGGUCCGUCCAUUACUCAUCGCUGAGUCGCUUCGGAAACCUCACCUAUCUGAACCUUACCAAGAACGAUAUCAGCUACGUGGAAGAUGGAGCGUUCUCGGCACAGUUCAACCUGCAGGUUCUCCAGAUGGGCUUUAACAAAUUGAGGAACCUGACAGAGGGGAUGCUGCGAGGCCUGGGCAAGCUGCAGUAUCUCUACCUGCAAGCCAACCUCAUUGAGACUGUUUCACCCAACGCCUUCUGGGAGUGUCCCAACCUAGAGAACAUAGACCUGUCCAUGAACAGGAUCCAGGUUCUGGAUGGGAAUUUGUUCUCUGGGCUCUCCAAGUUGACCACCUGUGAACUUUACACCAACCCUUUCAGCUGUUCUUGUGAGCUCCUGGGUUUCCUGCGCUGGCUUUCAGCUUUCCCCAACAGGACCAGUGAGAGGAUGGUGUGUGACACCCCUAAAGGUUUAUCUGGAUACAACUUAAUGAGCCAGAAUCCACUCAUGUCCACACCGCGCAACGCUCUGUAUGCACUCAACACUGCAUGUGUAGACGACGGCAGUAGCGUGACACCUUUUUACGUGAUCGACCCUACCCCCCAAAUGCCAGACUUUGUCUCUCCCUGUGGAUUGGAUGACUGUGCUUCUGGGACCCCUCCUGAUGAGAUCAUAAGCUCAAGCUCCAUUUUCCCCGAUGCCAAGCCAGUCAUGACCGUAAAACAGAUUUCACCUUCACUCUAUGUGUUAACCGUUCAGAUUCCUUACCCAUACAAAAAAAUGUACAUCCUAAUGCUUUAUAACAACAGCUUCUUUACAGACAUUCAAAAUCUCAAGAAGGAAAAAGAAGACAUUGAACUGAAGAACCUAAAACCAAACACUAACUACACAUUCUGUGUGGCUUCCAUACGAAACUCCCUGCGCUUCAACCACACCUGCCUCACCAUCCCGACUCGCGGCAAAGCGGGGGUAGAGAAGGCGCCCAAUCAGUCGUCCGCCACCCACUACAUCAUGACUAUUUUAGGAUGUCUGUUUGGCAUGCUGCUCUUCCUUGGCCUUGUCGUUCACUGCCUGAGGAAAAAGAGGAUCAUGGAAGAGAAGGAGAGAAAGAUGAACAGGAUCCAGAGGACUCUGAUAGAGCUCAAAUAUGGUGGAGAGGGAGAUAUAGAAGGAGGAAGUGGGGGAUCUGUUUCACAAAAGCUUGCURCAGGGGACAGCCUGCCCAGAAUGCCCUACCUGCCCCAGGGCGGUGAGAUAGAUCCAUACAAGCUGCAGGAAGUGAUAGAAACACCAGGGCACAAGUCUGCCAAACUUAACUACAUGGAGGUUAGAGGCUCUGGCAUUGAAAAGGAAAGAGAACGGGAGAGAGAGAGGGAGAUGUCACCACAAGCCAACCCACAGGGCUCAGUGGCAGAGAUCUCCACCAUCGCUAAAGAAGUUGAUAAAGUUAACCAGAUAAUUAACAACUGUAUAGACGCUCUCAAGUCUGAGUCCACGUCCUUUCAACAAGGAAUCAAAUCUCCCUCUGCGGGUGGAGGAGCUGUUUCAAAUGAAGAGCCACAGCUUGUACUUCUAUCUGAGCAAGGAGAAAGAGGAGGCGAGUUCCUUUCCCCGGUGUAUAAAGGAGGACGAGGAGGGAGAGAAGAAAGGGGGAGGAAUUACCAUCACACGCUGCAACGACACCAUAGUAUGGAAGCGCCUCCAACUUCCAAAAGGCCAAGCACCUCCUCUUCUCCUGGCUCUGCCCGGAGCCCUCGCUCCUUCCGUUCAGAGGGAGGGUACCACUCCUCGGAGUCCCGGUACAUCGAGAGAACCUCACCUGGGGAAAGAGGAGGUGGUGGUGAAAGAGAGGCCAUUCGUACUGCUAACCCUGCUGCAGCCAUCUUACGAGCUGAAGCCCAGCGAAUACGCCAGUACAACGAACACCGCCACUCUUAUCCCGGCUCCCAGCAGCACCUCCAGGAGCUGCAGCACCACCCGCAGAUCCUGCAGGAGCUCCAUCACCACCCAGGGGCCCGGAAACCCUCUGUGUUGGAUCCCCUCACUCUCAGCAGACAGGCUAAGCAGCGCGAGCUAGCCUACUCCCAACUUUCACCACAUUACCCGCUCUCGCCCCAGUACCACAACCUCAGCUACUGCUCCAGUCCUGAGGAAGACGAGGAGGAGGAGGGGCUCCUCUGCACCCCUACCCUCGGACUCUGGGAGAGGUUCAAACUGCACCGUAAGAGGCACCGGCAGGCCUCCUUGGAGGAUGAAGGGUAUGUGGCGGCUGGACACGCAUUGAGACGAAAAGUUCAGUUUGCCAAGGAUGAAGAUCUUCAUGACAUACUUGACUACUGGAAGGGUGUGUCUGCCCAGCAGAAAGCUUAAAUACAUAUUUGAAGACCCCAAAUACCUUGAACAUGGAACAGCAACACUAGAUUCAUUACAUACUGACACAGCUACAAAGACAUUUUUAUUAAAGACCUGUAAAUAUGCACAAUCGCACACAAGACCCACUGGACCACAUUGCACAUACAUGUUUACACACAAACACACACUUUACACAAACUAAGCCUUUUUCCUCCCAGAAUAUGGAUGAGGACCAAACAAUUAUAUUACACAGAGUUAAAAAAAAUACAUAAUUGAGACUGAGUUACUUUUUUGUAAUGUAAUGGAAAUUAUAGCUCAGACUUAUGUAGCUAUUUGUAAGUUUUGAUUGAAUAGAAAUAGAAUCAAUAUAAAGAAUAGAAACCUUAAAUGUUGUUGGAAAACCCAUCCUGAAAGCAGAUACGUCAUCAAACAUGGCUGCUGUAGGUGAACCUUCCCAAACACAGCAAUCCUCAAAACAGGGACUGAUCAAGAAUUGCUUUGCUGGGGAGGUUUUUCCUCGUUCCACCAUCCGUGGUGCAGGCAGAUGAGCAGACAUUUGAAAAAACAUUUCUGCUAUGUCUGAGACUAAAAACAUCAAAACAACUCAUUCUGGAUGGGUCGCCAGACAACAGUAAUAUCUAACUGUGCUGAGAUUACGUAGGUAGCUCUUACCGGAGAGUGAAUAUAAUGUGCCAAAUCAACCGAGGGGGUAGUAGAGCCCUACUGUGUACUAACUAAUUCUCACCAMUGUUUUUAAAUACAGAAUUUAAAAAGUAUAUUAUGUUAAUAUAAUUCAUUAUUAUUAUUCUCAUUACUGGUCUUCUUCUUAUUCCUAUGAUCAUUAUAGUUUUAUUACUUGACUAUGGCAUGGCUAUAUUGUGUGACCGUGUUUUUCCCCCCACUGUUUUUGAACCUCUUGACUGAGAAGUGCACAAAAUGACAAGACAAACAUUAUUACAACAGACAUUUGAGUCCUUUUCAACAAGAGGAAUGUGCUCUCUCUUUUUUCUGAGCCAAAAACAAGUCGGCCUUUUCUCUUGGUAAACCUCUAACACAUGUUUCUCAUCCUCCUAAAGGGUAACGCUGUACAGAUGACAGAAAAGUUCUAUAUUUGCCACAGAGGUGACUGUUUUGUUUGUACUACAUGGUUUUUGAAAUCUUUCAGACUUUUCAGAAAUCGGAGUCCCAUGUUAAGUGUCUACCUGCUUGCUUACACUGGUACGUUUUUGAUUUUGAAAUUGAACAAAAAAAAGUUCUUAUCUUGAUGAAUGUCCAAUUCCCAAAAGGGAAGCAUACCUGCACUGUUCAAAAUCAUAAAACGACCUUUAGGGAACGAGCUAAAACUCUCAGCUUCCUUUUUGAUAAAACUGUAGGUUCCACUGUGUUUUAUGAACAUUUCAUUUUCUUCCCAAGAUUUUAGCUAUUCUUUAUUUUAUUUAUUUUUUUGGUGGGGGGGGGGGACUCCUCUGGUUCCACUGUGGUGCCAUAGUGCCAACUUGAUAAAUCACAAGUGUUUAACCUCUUCUGCUUCACAUCAGUACAUGUCAGUUUGCCAAACCGAACUACAAUUUGCACAAAAAAUAAAAAAAUCCACCAUCAUUGGCUCACUGAUCCCCUUCUAUCCUCAAAUCAUUUUCUGAGACCAAAGUACUGUGGUAGUAAAUUGACUCCUAACCCACACACACAUCACCAUAACCAGGACCAUGCUAUGGAUGUUUUUCAGCUUGCGUCAGAAAAUCAUGGGCUUUUUGUUUAAUAGUAGGAUGGCAAACUUUGCUUCCUUGUGUGAUGUAUUUUGAAGGUCAAAAUAUCCCAUUAUAAUCAAAGAAAAUGGUUUAUCACAUGCUUAGAAAAAUGUGUCAGGAGAACAAACCAAACUUGCCUUUUCAUCAUUGCCCAAAGAAUGACCUAGAACAGAGGACUAAAUGAAUUGCAGCUAGGCCUGUCCUGAUGUGCAAUAAAUCAAUCACAUGCUAAACUACAAUGAGGUAGAUAAAUUUAAAAAGAGGAUGAAAAGUUUAAUUUGCCCGCUUGUUUGUUUCUUUGCGUCUCCCCCUUUUCUAUAGCAUAAAGAGGAGUGGACUCUGGUGUCAGGUAGUUGCCAGGUGCAUGAUCUCAUAACCUCUGCAACACGAGGGCCCCAUGAACAGGUGUUUAGCUAGAGGGUAGUUUUCCAACACUUCAAGGCUUGGUCAAGGAACUGUGAUGAACUUUGGGUUAGCCAAGAGUAUUUUUUUACAGGACAUAAAUUUUGGAAACUUCUUAAAUAGCACGCGGGCGACUGCAAUUAUUUUACGAAGCGAGAGGAAGACGCAAAAAGAAUGAAUUGUGCUGGCUUGGAUAGAGGAGGUGGGUAGCAAUGUUACAGCUUCACCAGCUGUUGUGUGUUGUUUCCACAAACUUCGCUCAUGUUCCGUCCAUAAAUUUACAUAAAUUUUGUACAGGACAGUAAAUUUUGUAAGCAGCAUGAGGGAGACCACAGUUUGUUCAUGACGCCAGAGGAAGAAUAGAGGAGGUGGGAAGUGAUUUUACAGCUAAAGCAGCUGUUGUGUGUUGUUCUUCCGAUCUCUGGUCAGUCCCAAAGAGUUUUAUUUUAUUUUUUUACAUAGGCCUACACAAUUUCAUAAACUUCCAUAAGCUUCAUUAGUGGGGGUGGGGAUGGCUUCAUUUUAUUAGUUUAUAAAGGUCUCAGAACAAUAUUAUUGUUUAUCGCAAUCGUUUCUGAGACAUUUUAAUGUUCAGCAAAAUUUGUUUUGCAGCUUGAAGCUAUAUAUCAUAUAGAGACACAUCUUUGGGAAAACUUUGUAAAGAGGUGAAAAAGUAACAUACUAUAUCUUCAUGUAGAGAAUUUUUUUUAUUUUUUUUAUUUUUUUUUUGGAGGGAAAAUCCUGUGUACCAUCAAAACCAAGAGUGUAGACUUUGUUAAAACUUAGCCUGCAUGACCGCUGCACCUGUUACAUUAAUAAACUCUCAUAUUUCAAAGGAGAUGAGUUACAAAGUUAUGAAGACUUCAAAGCAUGCAGGCAGCUGACUCAAGGAUAGUUACCCUACUGUACACCCAGCUGUCCAGAAGGUACUGAAGUUUCCCCAACACAGGCAAGAUGACUUGAGUGUGUGCUUAAUUACACUAGACUCAAUUAGGGGCUUGUAAGGAGAUUUAAUGUGAAAGUAUUAUUGUAAUGUGUCGCUAUAAUGCAAAGUGUUAUUUAAUCUACCCUACUUGUGUUGAAGAUAGAAAGGCUAUGUAGAGGCAACGCCAUCUUUGGGUUCUAUAUGAGGAUUAACCUCUUGCAUACCCAUCGAGUGCUGAGAGUUGUAAACAGACUUGUGCUUUCGCAGGGGUUUGAGUCAAGUGGCCACUGUUAAAACUAGAGAGAGAGAGAGAUUUGCCAAGAACAGAUUGGAGGAAAUUAAACAAAAGACAGCAAACCCUUGAAACCAUGCAGCUGCCAAAAUCCAUUACAAUCCCUGUUAUGGAUUGUUCUUUGUGAAAUGAUGAAAUGACAUUCUUAAUUUUUCAUCUAGGAAGUUUUUAUUCUGUUGUUCAGUAAAAAAAUAACCAUUUUGCUGAUUUUAGUGGGAAAUUAAAUAUUUUUAGAAUAAAAUACAAAUGUUUACCUCUCAUGAGCAGGUAAACAGAGGUUACAUGAUUGUCUAAUGUAUGCCGGAGGGGCUGCAUGGACCCACCAUCACACAGUCACUACAUUAGCACACACCCACUCAUGCAAUCAUGUUCAUACAAAGAGAUGAAUGUAUUCUUUGAUAAGUUAUCUCUGUUUUGCAGCUGGUUUCUGAUGUACGAGCAGAGAGGUCUUUGUUUUCGACUUGUUUUCUCUUUAGAGAACAGCAUUCAGAUUGCUAAAAGUGCUUCAGAACCGGAGAUAAAUAAAAUAAUAAUUGGCUUUUCUACUAAAUUAAUUGACCAAAUUAAAAUCAACAAAAAAAAACAGCUUGUGACAAAAGACCAAGCAGUCACUGCAGCUGUUUUUGUUGAAGUAUUGAUGAAAUUUUAUGUGAAAAGUGUAAUUAGUAUCACGUGUUUGGUGAGAAGAUGCUGUGUGUAAUAUAUAAAAAAUAUCUGCAGGAUUUAGGCACUGGGAGAAAAAUAGACAUGGCCAUGUGUUAUACUGUUGAAUAAUCUACAGAAACUUUGCUUCCUCAUAAAUAAGAAGACUGUAAACCAGGGAUGGAGUCAAGAAAAAUUAAAUUAAGCAGAUUUUGCAGCUAACAAAUCCUGUAGUAUUCAGAUUAUUGACUAUGAUUUGAAUGUUUGAAUAAACAUUCAGAGCAAAUUGCUCUCACUUUGCUUUUUGGUAUGUAACAGAAUUGACUCCAACCUUGAACACAACAGAACAACAGAGCAGGCAAACAAUAAAAUGUUCAUUGCUGUGCUGAAACACUGUAAAAUAAUAUAGUUAUCUGUUUAAAUAAGUCCAGAAUGCUCAAGUCAUUAAAUCCUGGUUAAAGCCAUAAUCAUGGGUUAGUAAAAUCCCCAUUGUUUGUAGCACUGCAGAGCACAUUUGUUGUGUAGAUAAAAAAGGUUGUUUUAUUAUUAUUAUUAUUUCUCUUUAGUCUGCAGCAGCUAUGACGGUUUCUCUAACGAUCCAACCAUUCAGUAAGAAAACCUUUGAGCUGUGCUUGGUUGUGCAUUAAACGCCCCAGAUUGUGGCUUUAACUAAACAACGGCCUUAAAACAUUUGRUUUCUUUCAUCUUUUUAACUUUAGCGUUGAUUUUAAAGCUAAAACAGAAACAAGAAAACUACUUUCCUGACGGCAAUUUUAUAGUUGCUUGAUUCUUAAGCCUCACUUGAGCAUUCUCUGAGUAAAGGUUAUAUAAAUGUAGCGAUGUAUUAAAUUAUGACUUUUGCUUUUUUUUUUCCUUUUUUUUUAAAUUCUGUUCAUGAACAGAAUCAGCCUGAAUUUGUCUUGUGUCAGAGAGUAGCAUCCAGAACAAUCCACCAACAAGAAGGUGGGUGAAGUAACCAGUCUACAGUGACCACAAUCAGCAGUGCUAUUCUUUGAGCCUUGAUGAAGAAAAGCUGUCUUUGAAACAGCAGUGCUCAGAAAGUGGAAACAAACUGAGGGACUAUUGACGAGACGGCCGUGACAAUGGAGCAUGCUGCAAGGAACACCUCAGUGGAAGCUUGUGUUAUAUUUCUUCUAUCAAAUGACUCAGGAGCGAGAAAAGAAGAGGGAGCUCAAAGAGAGGAAAAAAAUGCUCUGCCAUUGGAUCUCUCAGAGGCUUUCUUUUAUUUCUUGUUGAAAACUUAAAAUGAGCACAAUAAAAUAGCCUUCCUUAA